Messenger RNA from Caenorhabditis auriculariae, 1636 nucleotides. Lineage: Eukaryota; Metazoa; Nematoda; Chromadorea; Rhabditida; Rhabditidae. The record is from the annotation of a GenBank genome assembly.
AUGAGCGCGACUACAGUGAACUCAUUUUUGAGGUCUUCAAAGUUGCCCCUUAUCUACAACUCUCGGGUAUUUUUGAGUAUUUUAUGAAUAACUGUUCUUCUUUUUUUUAGAACACAUGGAUCCUCAGGCGCGUUUUCACCCCGGAACCAACGUUGGACGGAUUUAUUCAGAAAAAUCCGAAUACUUUGCAAGAGUUUCAAAAGUAUGAAACAGUUGAGUAUAGAACAAACAAGCCUGCCCCUCCCGUUAAAAUAAUUCUCACUUGUGAUGUGGAGGGUCAGUAAACCUUUUUUUUCUUUGACUAACAUAAUAUUUGAAGGCGUUGGUCACCAGUUCGACAUUGUUGAUGUCUCUAGUAAAGCUGCAAGAACGAAUCUAUUACUUUCAAAAAAAGCCGUUUACGCAUCACCAUUCGACUUGAAAUAUUACUCGGAAAUGAAAGAGGUUUUUAUUAAACUUUGGAAAACUUUACUCUGGUUUUCGUUUCAGAAAAUGGCUGAAGAGUUGUCUUCUCGAAUAAGAAUACCGUUUGAAUUUAAACAAAUGGGUAGGGAGCUUCAAAAAACGCUCAUUCCCAUCAAAGUUAGCCUGAAUAAUGCGUGGGUCGUCAACAAAACGACAAUCAGAUCUUCGUUAAGGCAAAAGGUGAGUUUCUUUGCCGUUUAAAUCCAAAGUAUUUAUGUUUUUAGAAAGUCCUUAGAUAAAAGAACUUGAUAUUGAAAGGAUAGUAGAUCUCGCUUUGAAUUGUACGGGCAAAAUUUUCAAACUAAGAAAGAUUAUUAAGACCAAAAGAGAAAGUUUACCGUUCGAGCAAAAAAUCGAAGUGAGAAUUAUGUUUUAAAGAAUGGUUCAGAAUUAGGAGGUUGGUUUAAAAAAAAGUGCAGAAAUAUAAAAAAGUCGUAGAGGUUUUAAAAAUUUUGAGCAACCUUUGGCGCUAAAACUUUACCAAAAUUUAGUUUUUUCACAUGAAAAAUAAUGGAAACUUGAAUAAAUAAAAAAAAUUAGAACAGAGAAAUAAAUAUUUGAUUUUAUAGACUACUCCUGGAUCAAGUAUUUUUGGUUGAAAUUUUAAAAAAUCCUCAAUUGUUAUAAUAUAGGCGCCCCGGUGUAAACGAAAUAUUGCACAGUUUUAGUGAUUUGGUGUGGUUUCGAAUAUUCAGAUGUUUUAAAAAAUUCUUGAAAUGAUUGAGUUUUUCAAAUUUAUUAUCAUAACGUUUUAAGGGUAUUUUCGUCCCCUUGGAUUCUCUUCAUUUAUGUCAACCUGAAAUAUCCGGUCCAAGUUUUGACCUGGAAGCCAAGAUUGUUCGAUUUUACAUUGUUGUAUGUUAGCUCACAUUUCUUUUUUCAUUUUGUCAUAUUUUCUAGAUUUCGAAGCAGUACAUAGUUCCCAUGCUUGGGCGAAUCACUCACAUUUCAGUCGAUGAAGCUAAGCAGGUUUUAUUUCUUUCAAUUUUUCUGAAACUGAAAAUUGUUUUAGAUAAUUUCUCCCGCGUUUUCAUCCGUUCCAAGCGAUGAUGAUCUCCGAAAACAUGGCUUACGGCCGGAGUUCCCAAUUUUCAGCCGCGUUCCGGAGUUCGACGAAAACUAUCCUGUGGUCGAAUUCAUGAAAGACAACGCACCGUCGAAACCGUCAUAG